Hypomesus transpacificus is the source of this 485-nucleotide messenger RNA. It is a transcript of the gene ndufb3, whose product is annotated as NADH:ubiquinone oxidoreductase subunit B3. Gene Ontology annotation, biological process: electron transport chain; mitochondrial respiratory chain complex I assembly. The transcript has 3 exons. Gene Ontology annotation, cellular component: mitochondrion. The coding region runs from base 110 to 388 and encodes 92 amino acids. Lineage: Eukaryota; Metazoa; Chordata; Actinopteri; Osmeriformes; Osmeridae. The record is from RefSeq and is a predicted model, not a curated record.
GGGUUUGGUUUGAGCCUAACGAAGUACCGUAGGUUGGGGAGCCGUAAAUGAGAAGCAAGUGUCGCAGUGGCGUCUCAAACACAGAGGUCACAACAACGAUUCAGCCAGAAUGGGAGGUGACCAUGGCCACAGUAAACUGAACAUGCCAGACUGGCGACAAUGGAAAGCGGAUGGAACCCCGCUGGAAUUCACACAGCAGCGAUUAGCAGCCAGGGGCCUCAAGGACCCAUGGGCACGCAAUGAGGCAUGGAGGUACAUGGGUGGCUUUGCACAGCCAGUGACUUUUGGAAAUGUCCUGUUUAGGGGGUUCAAAUGGGGCUUUGCUGCCUUUGCUGUUGCUUUGGCUGUUGAGUAUGCCCUGUUCCCCCCCAAGAAGAGUGACCACUGACCACAGAAGUCUGAUCCUACCAGAUUUGACAUCCCCAAACAACCUUAUACCAUAUUAUAAAGUUAUUUUCUGUACAUUAUUAAACUGUGUAUAUCAA